CUGGACCACUUUUCAUCACACCAACAUUCACACACUCAAAUCUCUUUUAAACUCCUUUCUCUUUCUCUUUCUCUUUCUCUCCUUUUCUCAAUCCCCCUUCAUUCCUAACCUCCCUACUACUACUAUCACCAUUACUAACUACAACAAUAACCAUAACAGCAGCAGCAAUAAGAACCAUUCCCGUCAAAUUGUUUUCGCUCUCUCCCUCUCUCUCUUACACUCUCUCUUUCCCCAUCCUUCCCUCGCCUACUCCUACUCAUGAGCAUUAAUCCAGGUUCCAAGGUUGCCUGUGUGCUGGUCGGGUUGCCAGGGACCUCCAAGACUCUGGUAGCACAGAAAGUCUGCCGAUAUUUUCAAUGGCUCGGAAUCAAUUCAAAGGUCUUUAAUGUCGGUAACUACCGCCGCAAGCUUGUUGGGGCUGCUCAACCUCAUCAUUUCUUUGACCCCUCUAACCAAGUCGGAUGUCGAUUCAGGACCGAAGCAGGUCAAACAGCCUUCAACGAUAUGCUCAAUUGGUUCGCCACAGAGGAUGUAGAGUUUGGGGCUGGUUCCAUGGUCGGUAUUUAUGAUGCGACCAAUGCAACUCGUGCUAAACGGGACUCAAUCUUGAAACAAUGUGAACAACACAAAGUCGAGGUCAUGUUCAUCGAGUCUGCCCUGCUGGAGAACGAGGCAUGGCAUCAAACAAAUGCAACCGAGAUCCAGAGAUCUUGCCCGGAUUAUGCCCAGAUGGAUCCCGAAUUGGCCCUUCAGGAUUUUAAAGCCCGUGUGAGUCAUUAUGAAGCUAAUUACGAGAGCAUGACGACGGAGCAGGAUCGAGACUUGACUUUUAUAAAGUUGGUCGAUGCGGGCAGCCACAUCAUCAUCAACCGCAUCCGUGGAUACCUUCAGUCAAGGAUCGUCUAUUAUCUUAUGAACCUGCGUGUUGCUCCCAAGACCAUUUACUUUAGUAGGCAUGGCGAGUCUCUGUUUAAUGUGAUGGGUCUAUUAGGAGGAGACUCUGAUCUUUCGGCUCGUGGUAAACAGUACGCACGGGCAUUGCCAUCACUGGUGGCAACACAUAUUCCCAAUGCGGAUCGGUUGACCGUUUGGACAUCAACCAAGAAGAGAACCAUUGCUACUGCAGCUCAUCUCCCUCACAAAAAGGUCGCUUGGAAGGCUUUGGACGAACUCGAGGCUGGCAAAGCCGAUGGAUUGACAUAUGAGCAAGUCGAGGAGCGCUUUCCUGAAGAUUUUGCCAACCGUGACAAUGACAAGUACAACUACCGGUAUCAGGAUGGCGAGUCCUACCGUGAUGUAGUUGCACGUCUGGAGUCUGUGAUUAUGGACCUCGAGCGACAGGAUCAUGUCUUGGUCAUUGGACAUCAGGCGAUUUUGAGAUGUCUCUAUGCCUACUUUAUGAACUACUCGUUCGAGAGAUUACCAUAUAUCAAGAUCCCAUUACACACUUUAAUUCAAUUGACACCGGGCGCAUAUAAAUGUGAGGAAAAGAGAUUCAAGGUUGACAUCGAAGCCGUUGAUACCCAUCGUCCCAAGCCAAAGGCCGCAGGACUCCCUAACGGUGUUGUCGAUACCCAAGAACAACCUCCUCAUCAUGACGAUCCUCUUAUUGAUGCGCCAUCUACAGUCUUACCUCCUGCAACAGCAACAGCAACAGCAACUACAACAGCCGCUAAUGCUUUCACACAAGACCAUGGAAAGACGCUAUUGAGCGCAGCAGCUGAAGAGACUCCUAGAAUCAUCUUUUCAAACCUCACAACCAAUACAUUCCGAGAUUCACUCUAUCCUACAGCAGACUCUCUUAAUCAACCGAAAUCAGCACCGGUGGCUGUCAACAAUACCAAUUCAACCGAUUCAGCAUUACCAUCUCCGCCCUCUCCACCAUCGUCCAUUCCUGUACCGCCGUUGGAAGAGAAAGCAAAGUUGAUUGCGGAAGCUUUGAUGCAAGCUAAUGCGAUCGAAUCGUUAGCCAGCCCUGCCGUGGCUCUGAAUCUGGAUGAGAUUGUAACCCCUGUUCCAGAACAGGAGAUAGGUGGUCAUAAGGGAGGGCCUCUUCUUGUAGGGACCGAUAGCAGUAAUAGCAAUGGCGCUAGUAGUGGUAUCGUACGAUCAUCCUCUUUGGAAAGUGUUGCUACUCCACCCAUGACUCCGGUUCCCUCAAAGGAUGAACGGGCUACAUCAACCGUGGCUCAAGUCGGGGAGAGUGUAGCUGCUUCUGCGUCAAAAGAUCUUGCUUCAUUCCAAAUUCCGGUCAACCCUCAAACAAUAGCUGCCGCUUGCGUCUAAGGUGCAAGCAAAAAGGAAAAAAGGAAAAAAAAAAUACUAUGGACUAUUUGUGUACAACAUGAAAGAAAGAAAGGUGGGGGAAGAGAAAAGACAAAAAAGUUCUAUUUAUUGCAUAUCAUUUUCUCCCCUGCCUACAUAAUUCAUAUCGAUUUUACUUGUCAAUUAUUCUGCCAUCAAUAAAAAAAAGUGUAACAGUAA
Molecule: messenger RNA, 2484 nt
Organism: Lobosporangium transversale
Lineage: Eukaryota; Fungi; Mortierellomycota; Mortierellomycetes; Mortierellales; Mortierellaceae
Product: 6-phosphofructo-2-kinase-domain-containing protein
Exons: 6
Coding region: 259-2286 (675 amino acids)
Biological process (GO): fructose 2,6-bisphosphate metabolic process; fructose metabolic process
Cellular component (GO): cytosol
Molecular function (GO): 6-phosphofructo-2-kinase activity; ATP binding; fructose-2,6-bisphosphate 2-phosphatase activity
Source: RefSeq, a predicted model, not a curated record